Durusdinium trenchii is the source of this 339-nucleotide messenger RNA. The record is from the annotation of a GenBank genome assembly. NCBI's taxonomy places the organism in Eukaryota, Dinophyceae, Suessiales, Symbiodiniaceae.
AUGGAGGCACAGGCCUUGAUGGCGCUGCAGGAAGCCGCUGAGUCAUUCCUCUGUGGCUUGUUUGGCGACACCUACCAGUUCUGCUUGCACGGGCGUCGAGUGACCAUCAUGGAUCGGGAUCUCAAGUUGUCUUGCAAGAUCCGAGGAUGCAGCUCAGGAUCCAAAGAGUUCGCCAGCGGAGGUGACAAGAAGGAGCCUGGGGCAGAGAGCUCGAGCCCGCCGCCCGUGGCGACGGCGCCACCGGAGCCGGCGCCCACGGAGACGGAGACUCCGACAACGCAGAUGACAGAGACGGCUCCCACCGCCGAGACCUUGCCGGCGCCCAUCUUCAAUUCUUGA